CAAUCGCUACUGGACGGCUAUAUAAUAACCAGCAGUGCAGUAGAAAUUCGCAGUUCUGCAGGCCGUCGAACGAAGCGCACCACAGAAUACAGCCGCCAUGAAGGCCUUCGUUGCAAUCACCCUCUUGUCAGCAGUCUCCCUAGGUUACGCUGGCUCGAAGGCAGACUUCGGCGGCAGCCUCGGCGCAGGACCUGUCGGAGCCAGCUCAGGUGCAGGUGUCGGACUGGGUGGAGUUUCACGAGGUGCUGGUGCAGGCGCUGGAGUUGGUCUAGGUUCUUCCGGCUCAGCCGGAUUUGGCGCUUUCGGGGCUGGAGCCGGAAGCUUCCCGAGCGGCCCUAGCUUUUCACUUGGUGGUUUCGGUGGCAGUCUUGGCUCUAGUGGCCCGAGCGGUGCCUCCUCCGUUGGUGUCGGCGUUUCCGGCGGCCCUGGAUCUGCCGGAAGUGGCGCUGGACCCUCAGGUAGCCGACGUGGCGUAUCCGGAGUUCUUCCCGGGGGAGGUUUCGUUGGUGGAUGGUUCCCUGUGGCUGUCCCAGGAUAUCACGGAUACGGCGAUGACUAUGGUUUAGGAUUCGCUGGCGUACCUUUCUUUGGCGGAUAUGGCUACGGUCCUGUCGGAGGCUACUGGGGUGGCUUCCCUGGCUAUGGCUAUGGUUACCCUGCCUACGGAUUUUCCUGGGCUCCUCAAGGAUUUGGAGGCUUUGGAGUGGUUCCGUCUGCUGCUGGUUCCUCUGGCUUUGGAGUCUCUUCAUCUGCUGCUGGUUCUCUCGGCAGCCGAGGUGCAGGUGCGAGCCUUGGUGGAGCAGCUGGAGCCGGAUCUAGGGGAGUUGUCGGUGCUAGAGGCGCUGGCCAACAAUCGCCCAAGCUGAACUAACAUCGCCAUCUCUGGACACUCAACUAGAGUCAAAUAAAAACCUGCGUUCUUCCAGACAAUUCGAUCCAACAGGAAGCUUCAGUGCAACAACUGGACUGUUCACCGGCUUACAUUUAAAUUACCAUGCAAUAAAUAAAACAGAUGUUU
Messenger RNA from Rhipicephalus sanguineus (brown dog tick), 1018 nucleotides. RefSeq lists its product as uncharacterized. The record is from RefSeq and is a predicted model, not a curated record. NCBI's taxonomy places the organism in Eukaryota, Metazoa, Arthropoda, Arachnida, Ixodida, Ixodidae. Bases 98 to 871 code for a protein of 257 amino acids. The transcript has 4 exons.